UUGAGAUUCAAUAAAAUUGAAGUGCAGUUCAAAUUUGAGUAGUCAAUUGCUUCUUUGAAUUUGACAUCUUUGUCGAUUAAAUUUAUUUAACUGUCAAAUUAAUUGCUACGACUAAUCAGUAAUUUUCAAAUCGCCGGUUCCGAAAGGAUUAUGGAUAAUCACAGUCAGUCGCUGUCCAAUUCGAGCUGGGAAAACCCGUUUGGUCUCAGUGGAAGUAUUGGUCCUUGUAAUUUAGAAAGUAGCGAACAAUUUGUUGGAGAAGAAUUAAAGGCUUUUUUUGACAAAGAAGAAAAAAUGUAUCAAUCAGCUUCAUCUGUCAAGUCAGAUCAAAGUCACCAAACAGAGAAAAGCAAUGCAAUGGUUUCAGGAAUAACACUAAGGUCAUUCAUGGUCGACAGUGGUGAUAGUGAUCUCAUUCAUCAGAAACUUACCAUGAGUCAAUAUUUGGCAUACAAAUCAGAGCCUAUGGGUCCAGAGUUGGGAGAUUCUGCGUCAUUUAGAGAACGACCUUAUUUCAGUUUUCAAGAGAAGAGUCUUCAGUCAUCAAGCAGUGAAAAAAGUGAACCAGGCAUAGUAGAGUUUAAUCCAGACUUUAGCCAAGAGCCUUCAUGGAUGAAAAAGAAAUCUUUGAGUUCUCUCUCCAGUUCUGAAAAUCUAGAAUUGCCAUCCAAGAGUCCUGAUAGCAGUGAAAACUGGUUGAUUGGCAAUAACAAGUCCGUAAGCCAAAUAGGCAGUUUGGUAGAUAACAAUGAAAAAUCGAGUGUGAGCCUUCGUGAGAAAGAACCCAGUAUUCAACAUGUCGAGGAAAAAAAUGUCACACCAGUCGAAUUUAAACAACCUGCCCCCUGUUUGACACUGCAAGAAAUUGGAGAAACCAGUGAACUUCCUUCUCUUUAUUGGAAACCACAAGACGAAUCACAUAUCGAUGUGGGGCAGUCUCAUAUUGAAUCAGUGCUCGAUCCCGGAGCAAUAAGCCAUUUUAGUUCUUAUGUUGCUGGACACGUUGAAUCGCUGUCGCUGGGAUCCGAUAGCAGUCGACGACCAAGUGAAAUUGCCGCAUCCAGUCAGAGUUCUUCGUCGCCAGCUAGUACGAUCCGGGAGAACACCGAUUUCCCUCGGUGUGAUUCGCUGAUUUCAGAACCACAGUUGAGUUCAACCCGUGAAAUUACUGACGAUUUCAUAGAUCAAAGCUCGUGUGAAAGGCGCGUGCAUUUCUUGCCGGAUCCCCAACGUGCAGAAAUUAGUCACAUAUCAAUGCCGGCACAAAACCUGCAACUGGGAUCGCUUCUAGAAGUAUCUUGCAAACCCAAUCUGUGUUCCACGGCAAUGACACCUGCAGCUAAAGCGUCCGAACAUGUGAUGCGCAUUCUGGCAAAUCUAAGUCAACAUAGAAACAUCACCUGUGAGCACGAGCCAGAGGUUCAGUCAGUGACUUCUCGAGUGAACAAAGCUUCUAAUGUAGAAACAACAUCACGAAAUUUGGAUCUGGAAUGGGAACGAAUUGAACGCGAAUUGACACUACAUGAAGCAAAUGGAUUCAGCCCAGAAUCCUGGUUAGCUGUAUUUUCCGACACUUCUUUGCUGUCAACACCAUUGCUGAUGAACAAAAUCAAGGAGCACGUUCUUCGCCUAAAUGGUCGUGGCAUGAGCUCAGGACUUUUACCUUCGGAAUCGAGCGGCAUCGGCGGAAGUGGUUUUGAAAUAACCGAAAGUCGAGCUGAUAGCGCUUACGGACUUCCCUCGUCUAACAAAAGCACCAACAACUUUGCUCGUCGAUCCUUACUCAACAAUAAUGAUAUUUCUUCUAGAACUUCGUCUGGGAAAUUUAAUCCGACAGAAUUGAAUCAGCAACCCGUGUUCCCUCUUCCUGUACCUCCAACACCUGCUGAUAUCGAUGGGAAACUUAUGAAGAAUCGACACACAUUGGCUGCUGUACCCACACGUAGCUCCGUGAAUCGUGAACCUCAGACUCCCGUUGAAAAAAUAAGCGAAUUCAACGACAAAGAUUUCUGUCGCAUCACAUCGACAGUUAUCAAGAAGAAUGCUACCCCCGAUGUCCCAAAAUCUUCUGUUGGCGUCGCUCAGGUCAAAACGAAUUUAAUCGAAUCAGCCCAUUCCCUUCAUGAGCCGUUAGUCAAAGUGAAUAAAUCGCAAGUUUAUUUUGGAGGGGCCAGAGUUCGACUCACUCAGAUCCAAAAUGUUGUUGUCCUUAAUUCGUCCUUCAAACAGGGAUUAGAGCUCGAUUUGCGUAUCAAGGAUUCAGACGAUUUUCAUAUGCUGGAUGAAAAUCGUAGUUUGGUGUCCCGUCGUAAACUCCAAUUAGAACCUCGUCAAGAGUGUUGCCUUGAUCUUGUGUUUCAACCGAAUAGUCUUGGCCCACUAACCACGAAGCUAAAUCUUUAUCCACGUUGCGAAUCGGCCAAAAAAAUGAAGUAUACUGUAGAUCUCUUCGGAUACGGCGGAUCAAGCCACAUUCGACGAUUGGCAGAUAAUACUGCUGAACCAGAAAAUACACUAGUGCCUAAAUCCAAGGGAUCUGUCUGGAACUGCCAACUUGUCUUGGAAAAUCGGGGAAAUGUUGCAGGAUUCGCUUUCAUUCAACCGUUGCAAGAAAACGGGAAAGUUCUAGACCCUUAUCAAUGCAUUGUCAUGCCCCAGUGUUGCUCUGUGGGUGUCGGAGACAUUAAAAGCAUGCAAAUUUUUAUUCAUCCGUCAGAAAAUAGGAAGGUAACCUCGUUUAAAUUACGACUCGUGUGGGGCGACGAGCCACUGCGUGCUCGCUGGAUUAGAUGCAUCGCCGAUGGAGCUCCCGUGAUCCCUACUACUGAGAUCAAUGAAAUCGACUGGACUAGAUUGUUACAGCUGGAGGCCAACGACAACCCCUUGAAACCUGCUGUCUGUGAAGGGGAUAUGGCAUUGUUCUUUAACAAUGCAACGGCGGAGGAGAUCAAUGUAAUUAUCCCAGAACACGAGAAAGACUCACGUUUUGUAACACUAGCCGCAGAGCCUGCCACGGUCCUUGAACCAUCGAUUCUAAGCGACGCAAAGCUCCCGCAGCAUGUCCCGCAGAGACGUCAAACUACUGCUGCCAGUGGGAAAUGCCCAUCUGACGUGGUUGUCUCUGCAGCCGUUACUGAGGUGGCGUUUCCUUCCACCAAAGUUGGAGCCGUAUCCUCACAAAAGAUUCCGCUUCAGAAUUGGAGUGGAGACAAACAAGAGGUUCGAGUGAAGACCAUCAGUGGGCCUUUUGUCAUGAACCAUGCUCGCAACGCAGUCCCAAGAGGUUACUUCACUCGUUUACCCAUAGAGUUCCAUCCAACAACAAGCGGUUCGCACUCUGGGCGCGUUGUAUUGGAUGUUGGACAGAAUGGGCAAACUUUAACAGUUGCACUCAAGGGGGACGCCUACUAAAAUUGUAUGAUGUGUUUAAUUAUCUUCCGUUAUUCCUUUUUAUAUUAAUAAUGCAUUUCUUAAGCUUUUUCUUUUACUUCGCAAUUAAAAAUGGCAAUUCACGCUCUUUUUGGCCCAUGAUCGAGGUCAAUAAACUUAUUCUGUAAUAAG
Molecule: messenger RNA, 3561 nt
Organism: Daphnia pulicaria
Lineage: Eukaryota; Metazoa; Arthropoda; Branchiopoda; Diplostraca; Daphniidae
Exons: 10
Coding region: 151-3411 (1086 amino acids)
Biological process (GO): centriole replication; centrosome-templated microtubule nucleation; protein localization to centrosome
Cellular component (GO): centriole; cytoplasm; pericentriolar material
Molecular function (GO): protein kinase binding
Source: RefSeq, a predicted model, not a curated record